GUAAGAGCUGAGACAUCCUCGCUGGAGCCCAGUCCUCACCAGAGCGCUCCGCGGCUCAGCAUCCCAACUCCAGCACAGCAGCGGCAAUGGGGGACCCGUCCUUGCCCUCCCUGCAGCAGGAAUGAAACGUGGGGCAGGUGACUGCAGAGCAUCCCGAGCUGCGCACCCACCCUGGUCUGCAUCCAACCCUGUCCAUGGCUCCUCCAGCACUUGCUGAUGGUGCGAACACAGAGGGCACCCUGUCAGAGGUGCCCUGUGGUGCCAUUCCCUGCUGAGCCUCCUCGCCCACCAGCAUCUCAGCUCUUUGCUGGGCCCAUGGGAGACACCGUCAUAGGGAGCAUGGGGAGCCUGCCCCAUCACAUCACUCCCCUCAUUGUAUGGUGCUUCCUCACCUUCCAGGCAGCUGCCUGCCUGCAGGAGCAGCCCCGCAGUCAUGCCGAGGAGCGUCUCUUCAAGCACCUCUUCACCGGCUACAACCGCUGGUCACGGCCGGUGCCCAACACCUCUGAUGUGGUCAUCGUCAAGUUCGGGCUCUCCAUCGCGCAGCUCAUCGAUGUGGAUGAGAAGAACCAAAUGAUGACCACAAAUGUCUGGCUCAAGCAGGAGUGGAGUGACUACAAACUGCGCUGGGACCCAGCAGAAUUUGACAAUGUCACCUCCAUCCGGGUGCCCUCUGAGAUGAUCUGGAUCCCUGACAUCGUGCUCUACAACAAUGCUGACGGGGAGUUCGCUGUGACCCACAUGACCAAGGCUCACCUCUUCUCCAGUGGGACAGUGAAGUGGGUGCCACCCGCCAUCUACAAGAGCUCGUGCAGCAUCGAUGUCACCUUCUUCCCCUUUGACCAGCAGAACUGCAAGAUGAAGUUUGGCUCAUGGACCUAUGACAAGGCCAAGAUUGAUCUGGAGAACAUGGACCACCAUGUGGACCUCAAGGAUUACUGGGAGAGUGGCGAGUGGGCCAUCAUAAACGCCAUUGGCACCUAUAACUCCAAGAAGUAUGACUGCUGCACCGAGAUCUACCCUGACAUCACUUUCUGCUUCGUCAUCCGUCGCCUCCCGCUCUUCUACACCAUCAAUCUCAUCAUACCCUGCUUGCUUAUCUCCUGCCUGACUGUACUAGUCUUCUACCUGCCCUCCGACUGUGGGGAGAAGAUCACCCUCUGCAUCUCCGUCCUGCUGUCCCUCACCGUGUUCCUGCUGCUCAUCACAGAAAUCAUCCCCUCCACCUCGCUGGUCAUCCCCCUCAUCGGAGAGUACCUCCUCUUCACCAUGAUCUUCGUCACGCUCUCCAUCAUCAUCACCGUGUUUGUCCUCAACGUGCACCACCGCUCCCCCAGCACCCACACGAUGCCGCGCUGGGUGCGCACCUUCUUUCUGGACUUCAUCCCUCGCUGGCUCUUCAUAAAGCGUCCCCCAGUGCUGCCUCCCCCCGAGGGUCCUGUGGGGCAGUAUGACCUCCCUGGAACGAGGCUCAGCACCUCCCGGUGCUGGCUGGAGACCGAUGUGGAUGACAAGUGGGAAGAAGAGGAGGAGGAGGAGGAAGAAGAGGAGGAGGAAGAGGAGGAGAAGACAUACCCCAGUCGCAUAUCCCAGGCGGGGUCCCACACCCAGGGCAACCAGUGCUGCUAUAGCUGCGGGCAACAAGCCAGGAAGCCCCCAGGGGGGCUGCCCCCCCGGGUGCCCCCCAAGAGGGAGGAGGAGCAGGAGGGCUCGGACCAGGGGCUGCUGCUGUCCCCCAGCAUCCUGAAGGCCCUGGAAGGGGUGCAGUACAUUGCAGACCACCUGCGAGCAGAGGAUGCUGACUUCUCGGUGAAGGAGGACUGGAAGUACGUGGCCAUGGUGAUCGACCGCAUCUUCCUCUGGAUGUUCAUCAUUGUCUGCAUGCUGGGCACUGUGGGGCUCUUCCUCCCACCCUACCUGGCAGGGAUGAUCUAGGGCCAGGCCAGGCUGCAGUGGGGAUGGCAGAGAGUGGUGCCCACAUCCAGCCUGACCCUGGGACGACAUGGUGGCAACCAUGGAGGACCCUCAGAUAGGAAAUGUAAGGUAAAGCAGGUGCUGUGCGCUGGGGAUGGUGAGGGAUGACUGCCUGCUAUCUUGCCCAGGGCAGUCACAGCCAUCCCAGCAUUGAGGAAGGUGUGGAACAGCUUCCCCAUUGCUCAAGUGCAAGCUGGAGGCAUCUAAGAGAGGCAUCUACUUCCUCAAGCUGCUCCAAGCCCUACUGAAAACCCAAAAGCUGUGUCUGGUUGUGACUCCAGUGUGCUGGACAAGAAGAGAGGACCUUAGAGCUGCGUUAGGACACGUCCUGACUACAGGGUGUUUACUAUGACAGGGUCGUGUGCUCAUCCAUGAUGUGGGGCAGGUGAUAACACUUCAUGAAAAAGACCCAUGAAGAAGGUCCAUGAAGAAGGAGUAUGGUCCUGGGAUGUAGGGCCCUGCUUGGACACAUGACAUUGGGGUCACAAAGCACAGCCCAGGCACAGACCCUCUGCAACCUGCCAGCAAAAUGGUGGCUUCCACAUUAUCCCACAGGUCAGAUCCCAAAAAACCUGGCUCCGAUGACUGCUGCAAUCCAGCUUUUAUCCUCUAGCUUCCAUAUACCCUGAAGGACCCAUGCUUACUGAGCAUCUGCUCUCUUCUUAUAUGCCCCAAGAGACACUAGCUUUUCCUGCAAUGCUUUCUCUUCCAGGAGACCGAGCCAUCAGGGUGCUUGAUGUGGUCUGCAGGGGUUUGGAAACACUGUGCUCUCAGGAGUGAAAUGGACUGGAAUAAAUAGUGCCACAGAGGGACGUCCACAUCCUGGGGGUGUUGCAGCCACUUGUGCAGCCUCCAGUGCUUUCAGGCUGGGGUGUGCACAACUGGGAAUGGGACAUGUGAGAGAGCAAGUGUCCAGGCAAAGCUGGAUGCAUGUGGGGGUAUGUGUGUGCAUGUGUUUAACACGGUACAUGGGCUGUAGUGCUCUGCAGGUGAGCCCCCCUCCUGCAGCCCUGCAUCCAGCUCUGGGGCCCCAACAUAAGAAGGAUGUGGAGCUGUUGGAGUGAGUCCAGAGGAGGGCACAAAG
Melopsittacus undulatus (budgerigar) is the source of this 3058-nucleotide messenger RNA. RefSeq names its product cholinergic receptor nicotinic alpha 2 subunit (gene CHRNA2). Bases 217 to 1935 code for a protein of 572 amino acids. Gene Ontology annotation, molecular function: acetylcholine-gated monoatomic cation-selective channel activity; acetylcholine receptor activity. The transcript is spliced from 7 exons. Gene Ontology annotation, biological process: synaptic transmission, cholinergic; nervous system process; monoatomic ion transmembrane transport. The record is from RefSeq and is a predicted model, not a curated record. Lineage: Eukaryota; Metazoa; Chordata; Aves; Psittaciformes; Psittaculidae. Gene Ontology annotation, cellular component: synapse; postsynaptic membrane; neuron projection.